AUGUCUGAGCUGCUACAUGACCAGGAAGGCACAGUCGUCUACAUGGAUGACAUCCUUGUGUUUGGAAGCACAACACAAGAGCAUGACAUGAGACUGCAUAAAGCCAUGGAGACCAUUCGAGCUUCAAGGCUGAAACUUAACAAAGAAAAGUGUAAACUGCGCCAACCGCCUCCCUGUUCUGUGGGAGGCAGAGCCGCUCAGACACUGAGGGGGAGCGGAGAGGAGGUGAGCGAGUCCUUGUUGAGUGAACUGGAGCCUGUCCACAUUAAAGAGGAGUCUAUUGACUUUUUUAAGGAUACAGAAAAGAUAUCCCAGCCAAAGAAAUCACAUCAAUGUAAUGAAUGUGGGAAGAGCUUCAGCUGGCCAGGAAGCCUAAAAACACACCAGCGACUUCACACUGGAGAGAAGCCAUAUCACUGUACUGAAUGUGGAAAGAGCUUCCGUGAGUUAGGAGUCCUAAAAAAACACCAGCGAAUUCACACUGGAGAGAAGCCACACCACUGUAUUGAAUGUGGGAAGAGCUUCAAUGUGUCAGUAAGCCUAAAAACACACCAGCGACUUCACACUGGAGAGAAGCCAUAUCGUUGUGUUGAAUGUGGGAAAAGCUUCUCUGAAAAAGGAAAACUAAAAAGACACCAACGAAUUCACACUGGAGAGAAGCCGUAUCAAUGUACUGAAUGUGAGGAGAGUUUUAGUCAGUCAGGAAACCUAAAAAGACACCAGCAAAUUCACACUAGAGAAAAAUCACAUCAAUGUAAUGAAUGUGAGAAGAGCUUCAACCGACUAGGAAGCCUAAAAACACACCAGCGAAUUCACACUGGAGAGAAGCCGUACAACUGUGUUGAAUGUGGAAAGAGCUUCCGUGAGUUAGGAGUCCUAAAAAAACACCAGCGAAUUCACACUGGAGAGAAGCCACACCACUGUACUGAAUGUGGGGAGAGCUUCAGUGUGUCAGGAAGCCUAAAAAGACACCAGCGACUUCACACUGGAGAUAAGCCAUAUCAGUGUGUUGAAUGUGGGGAAAGCUUCAAUGAGUCAGGGAAGCUAAGUAGACACCAACGCAUUCACACUGGAGAGAAGCCGUACAACUGUGUUGAAUGUGGGAAAAGCUUCCGUGAGUUAGGAGUCUUAAAAAAACACCAGCGAAUUCAUACUGGAGAGAAGCCGUAUCACUGUAGUGAAUGUGGGGAGAGUUUUAGUCAGUCAGGAAGCCUAAAAAGACACAAGCGACUUCACACUGGAGAGAAGCCAUAUCAAUGUUGUGAAUGUGGGGAGAGCUUCAAUGAGUCAGGAAGUCUAAAAAGACACCAACGCAUUCACACUGGAGAGAAGCCGUAUCACUGUGUUGAAUGUGGGAAAAGCUUCACUGAAAAAGAAAAACUAAAAACACACCAACGAAUUCACACUGGAGAGAAGCCCUAUCACUGUUCUGAAUGUGGGGUGAGUUUUAGUCAGUCAGGAAGCCUGAAAACACACCAACGAAUUCACAAUGGAGAGAAGCCUUAUAACUGUGCUGAAUGUGGGGAGAGUUUCAAUCAGUUAGCAAACCUAAAAACACACCAACGAAUUCACACUGGAGAGAAGCCCUAUCACUGUAAUGAAUGUGGGGACAGUUUUAGUCAGUCGGGAAGCCUAAAAAGACACCAGCGAAUUCAUACAGGAGAGAAACCAUAUCGCUGCUCUGACUGUGGGAAGAGUUUCAAUCACUCAGAACCCCUUGUUUCACACCAGCGAACUCACACAGGAGAGAAACCGUAUCGCUUCUCUGACUGUGGGAAGAGUUUCAGUCGCUCAGGAAACCUGAAAAAUCAUCACGAUUUCACAGAGGAAACAAAUGCUAAAGUCUAUGUUCAAUGCGACUUUUCACUCAUGAAGAAAAAACAGUUGGCUUUGCAUUAUGAGUCCCUGUGCAAUUACUGUUUUGUGUAUCACUCUUAA
This is a messenger RNA of Polyodon spathula (Mississippi paddlefish), 1938 nucleotides long. RefSeq names its product gastrula zinc finger protein XlCGF26.1-like. The transcript has 7 exons. Gene Ontology annotation, biological process: regulation of transcription by RNA polymerase II. Gene Ontology annotation, molecular function: DNA-binding transcription activator activity, RNA polymerase II-specific; RNA polymerase II cis-regulatory region sequence-specific DNA binding. The record is from RefSeq and is a predicted model, not a curated record. Gene Ontology annotation, cellular component: nucleus. Bases 1 to 1938 code for a protein of 645 amino acids. NCBI's taxonomy places the organism in Eukaryota, Metazoa, Chordata, Actinopteri, Acipenseriformes, Polyodontidae.